Molecule: messenger RNA, 1196 nt
Organism: Seminavis robusta
Lineage: Eukaryota; Bacillariophyta; Bacillariophyceae; Naviculales; Naviculaceae
Source: the annotation of a GenBank genome assembly
UGAAAGGCCACAAGAUAUUGACAUUGCAGUAACACAACAUCACCCAACAAGCAAAGCAACCAUGCCUGCAACUGUCUAUCUGGUUACUGGAGGAUGCCGCAGCGGCAAAUCGAGCCAUGCCGAGCGUCUAUGUGAAGAACUGAGCCAAAAUCCCAUUUACUUGGCAACUGCUGCGAGUGCCAAGUUGGCAGGGGACCAAGACUUUGCCCAGAGGAUUGCUCGACAUCAAGAAGAUCGAAAAAACAAAGAAAAUGGCUGCCAAUGGACUACCAUUGAAGAACCACUCAGGCCUAGCAACCAUGCCAAGGAAUUCUCUGAAAAAGUCGUUCUGGUGGAUUGCUUGACUCUCUGGCUCACCAAUUGGAUGAUGGAAGAAGGAGCCUUUUCCAUAAUUGCCAAUGACGACGCUUCCAACAAGAAUGAUGUUAGUAGUAGCAACAAGGAGGAAGCCACAGCGGCAGUGGACCGCGCCAUGAAGAAUCUCCAACAAGAAUUUGACAAACUCAUUGCACCCUACAAUGUGACUUUUGUAGUAGUCACGAAUGAGGUUGGAUCUGGCACUCAUGCCGAUACUCAUAUCACUCGCAAAUUUGUGGAUGCUCAAGGAUGGUGCAAUCAGUUUGUGGCAAGCAAGGCACAGCAAGUCAUUCAUAUGGUGUGUGGUAUACCUCACGUGCUCAAAAAUGAACUCGGCAAGAAGCGCCAAUCGGCAUCUGCAACCGUUGCCACACUACAAACAGCCCAACGAUUGAACCGACACUUGUCCACGCGCACUAUUCCCAUGGAUGCCAAGGGAUACUUUUUGAUCAAGACGGACGUGGAAGAGUCUUUGAUUGUGGCUAGUUUCCACUCCUGCAUUCUCAACGACAAGGGCGAAGUUUGUGACUUGAAGGGAAACAAGAUCGGAUGCCACGGAAAUAAUCGUCCGGAUCCCAUGAAGGUUUGGAAGUGUCGGACCGCCAAGGAAUUGACUACGGAGGUAUUUGAACGAUGGGAGGAUAUUGACGAGUUGAAACUAAGCGUGGGUCAUGCCGCUUAUAUUGGAAGAGAAGCACAAAAGGCAGAAAAUGCCUUGUACCAUCAUUUGCUCGACGGUAGUGCUGGCAUUUAUCGGCAGGAUUAAGCUACUAGUAGAUAGCCAUUUGAAGGCAAGUGGUUAGUUACUUCAAACCCAAGUCGUACUGUUGUGUUACCCA